Salvelinus namaycush (lake trout) is the source of this 660-nucleotide messenger RNA. Its product is annotated as fibroblast growth factor 8b-like. Gene Ontology annotation, cellular component: cytoplasm. Gene Ontology annotation, biological process: embryonic heart tube development; neuron differentiation; positive regulation of cell population proliferation. The coding region runs from base 1 to 660 and encodes 219 amino acids. The record is from RefSeq and is a predicted model, not a curated record. Lineage: Eukaryota; Metazoa; Chordata; Actinopteri; Salmoniformes; Salmonidae. The transcript has 5 exons. Gene Ontology annotation, molecular function: type 1 fibroblast growth factor receptor binding; growth factor activity; type 2 fibroblast growth factor receptor binding.
AUGAGGCUUAGAACAUCGAGAUUAGGCUACCUGUUACUUCAGUUCUUAGCGCUGUGUUUUUACACACAGAACACAGUGCAGUCCCACUCCCCACCUCCUAAUUUCAAGCACCAUGUGAACGAGCAGUGCCGGUUGUCUGACCGGAUGAGCCGCCGGUUGAUUCGGACCUACCAGCUCUACAGCCGGACCAGCGGCAAACAUGUCCAGGUUCUGGGCAAUAAGAAAGUGAAUGCCAUGGGCGACGACGGAGCUGUGCACGCCAAACUUGUGGUGGAGACGGACACGUUUGGUAGUCGUAUUCGGAUCAAAGGGGCAAAGACUGGCUACUACAUCUGCAUGAACAAGACGGGGAAAUUGAUUGGCAAGCGGAAGGGUCGCGGCAAAGACUGCAUCUUCACAGAGAUCGUUCUGGAGAACAACUACACUGCUCUCCAGAAUGCUAAAUAUGAGGGCUGGUACAUGGCCUUCACACGUAAAGGAAGACCCCGCAAGGCCUCCAGGACCAAGCAACACCAGAGGGAGGCCCACUUCAUGAAACGCCAGCCCAAGGGCCACCUCCUGGGUGACACCCAGCCCUUUGAUGUCCUCCCCCUCCCUGUGGUCCCCUUCCACCCUCGGAGGACUAAACAUACCCAUCACCACAGCUCAGGGGCCCACUGA